This is a messenger RNA of Lycium ferocissimum, 1124 nucleotides long. RefSeq lists its product as uncharacterized. The transcript has a single exon. Lineage: Eukaryota; Viridiplantae; Streptophyta; Magnoliopsida; Solanales; Solanaceae. The coding region runs from base 57 to 542 and encodes 161 amino acids. The record is from RefSeq and is a predicted model, not a curated record.
ACUUACACAUACCAAAGCCAACUUAAUUAUUUACAUACAUCUACAUAAACACAACAAUGGGAAAUUGCAUAGUUCAUCAAGAAAAAGUUGUCAAAGUGAUGAAAACAGAUGGAAAAAUUCUUGAAUACAAAGCUCCCAUAAAAGUCCAUCAAGUAUUAUCACAAUUUUCUGGCCAUGUAAUAUCUAAUUCCCUUCAAGUCAUUGAUCAAAAUCUUCAACCAGAUGAUGACAUGCUAGGUGGAAAAAUUUACUAUCUUUUGCCUAUAUUACCUCCAAAACCAGCCACAAAAAAGAAGGUCAAAUUUGCUGAUGAUCAAUUAGUUGAAGAAAAAACUAAGCAAAAUACAGAGGUUGUAAGGAUUAAACUUGUCAUUACUAAAAAAGAGCUUCAAGCUCUGUUAAUGAGUAUUGAAGGAGGAUUAAUCACCGUUGAUCACAUCGCGCAUCGUACAAAUGACAUCAAGAGUUCUGUUAUUGAAGAUAAUACUGAUCGAGGUAAAGGAUGGAAACCUGUUCUUGAUGAUAUACCUGAACUCAACUAGAAAAGAGUCUUUGGGCUUUUUUGUCAGUUGUUGUAAACUUAUUUAAUAUAACUAGUCACCUUACAAUUGCAAAGAGUAAAGAGGCCAAUUAAUAACUCUGGUUCAGUUUUACUUAAAAAAAAAAAAAAAUAGGAAUUAGCGAAGGACAAAUUCUGUAGUUAAACAGCAAAAUCCGUUGCUAAUUAGCUACAAGAAAAUUAGCAAUGAAGUUCGUAGCUAAAUCCAAUUUUUUUUCUAGUAUAAUUAAUUUCUUCUCCUAACUUGGUAGUUUCAACAAGUGAAACGUGACAUAAAGCAAAAGCUAGUUGAUCUUAAUUUCUACACCUCAAACUCUCCCUCUACCCUUAUUUUCAAUCUAUGUUGCUUUGGAUCCUUCAAAAACGGCAACGCACCACGUAUCGGAUCCUCCAAACAUGCAAUAUUUUUGAAAAAUCUGACAUGAUGCGGUAACAAUUUUGGUAAUAAUAAAAUAUAUAUAAAGCCUGUUCUAGUCUUCUAGAUAGUAUACCUGAACUCGGCAAGCAAACAACCUUGUGACUUUCUUUUUAGUUUUUGUAAACUUUUUGUAAUAUAACUAGUCAC